UCAAUGGUGGCUAUAUACAGGAAACGGAUGUUACUCGGUGAAAUAAAACCAAAGUUCUUUUAAUGCAGUGUCUGUUGUUUUACCGUAUUGCCCUGGUUUUAAAAUUUGUGUUUAUACCAGGCUGCACUGUGUUGUUAUUAUACUUGUUUUUGUUUUUACCUGUAGCGUGUUUAAAAAAACUAUAUGAAUGUAUAAAGACUUUGUUAUAUAUUAUUCUAAAUUCUCAUUGUUGCAGAUGCUACAUUGGGAUAUUACUAGGUGAACUACAAUAUGUGGUUUAUUGGAUUAUAAUAUAUUGUGGUUGUAUUAUAACUUGGGAAUAUGAUGUCGCCACAGAAAGAUAAUUUACAUCAAUUAACUUUCUUUGAUCCCCUGAAAGAUGGCGGGUCAAAACAAGCGAGUGUUUUGCAAAGCGUGGUCGAUUUCUUCUCCCUGAAGAAAGACGCACACAGAAGUACGACGGCAAGUAAUGUGAAUUUAAACGAAAGCGUUCCCCAGUUGUCUCCAAGUAUUGAAGUUGAUCAUGAUGAUGGUUCCCGCAUUGAGAAGUCGCACACCUUCACGAACCCCUCGCUACAAUUACGUCGACCUUCUACACUUGGUGUGGAGACGACAUAUAAGAACAAGGAAGCCACCCAUGGCAGUGAAGUCGAAUUAUUGACGUUCAAGAAUAUUUUCAAAGAUUUUCCGAAACGUAUUGUUCCAAAAUAUCAUUCGCCUGUUAAGGUGAUGGAAUACAGAGGACAGAGCGACAACUCAAGUGAAGACUUGAAACAAUAUUGGAUGCCAGACAAACAUUGCCAUGAAUGUUAUGAAUGUGGGGAUAGAUUCACCACGUUUAGAAGACGCCACCAUUGCAGGAUAUGUGGACAUAUAUUCUGUAGCAGAUGUUGCUACCAGUUUAUACCAAGAGAAGUCAUCGCACAAGCAGGAGUUGGCAUGUUACGUUCAUGCACGUAUUGUUAUUCUUUAUUGACGUCAUACACCAAACCUACUGUAACAAACACUACAGCAAAGAAUCUACAAAUACUGAACGAAUACGAUGGACUGAUUGACGUAAAGGCCUCGCAUGAAUCAAAUACUUCACUUAAUCUACAACUGGAUCCAUUCAAUACAAGUUUCUCGCGACAUCCCAAAGGUCGGUCACGGUCGUUGGUUUCGGGUCGUGGUUCGCCGAUCGAGGACGGGGUGAUGUCACCCAUGCAAACGGAAGCUACGAGGAAAUCCCCAUACAAUGUAUUUGACGUAACCCCUGGCUUGCAACCCCCUUUCAACAACCAACAUGAACAAGUUACGUUCGCCAAAGGUUCGGUUCAACUGCAUGAGUUGUGGGCCAAGAUAAGCGAUGAUAAAGAUGGGUUGGAGUUCAGGGAUCAUAGAUACAGGUUACGAAAGUUCACGCAGAGCGUAACGGGCACGGAGCUCGUUGAUUGGUUGAUCACACGUGGUAUAACGGAGACCCGACCACAAGGGUGCGCCAUCGCACAAGCAUUGCUCGACGCUGAGUGGAUUAAGAGCGUCGUUGAUGAUCGGGUUUUCCAUGAUGAAUAUUGUUUGUAUCAACAUGGAUCAAACGCAACACGAGCUGACUCAUAUUACAAAUCAACCGGUCUGGUUCUACAAAGUACUCCCAUUAAACAGUCGAGACGACCAUCUCGCCAAUCCCGGGUACUAUCGCAUGAAUAUGGGACCACACUGGACAACGAACCAAAUUGGGUCAAAGAAAUAUCAAACGAGGAAGAGAAAGAUUCGGAUGAUGGACUCCAUUUCUGGUCCCCAGUACAACCCUUCUACAAACUACUGGACAGCGGACAAGAUUAUUUAUUAUCGAGCGAUUCUUCGUCCGCUCAAUCUGGUGGCUCGCUGUCAAGUUAUGUGGAGAUCGACAACGAACAUAAGAUCAUUAAAUAUAAAAGACCCAGGCGAUUAUCGGAUAGUUCCCCCCCACCUUUGGAGUCCGGGUUAAAACAACCAAAGUUUGUGGAUGAGAAUGUAACUUCGAUCAGUGCCGAUUAUAUCAGAAGUUUCCUUGCAUGGCACGGGACGUAUUUAAACAACUCAUGGUUCGUAUCAAGUGUUGGAUGGAGGGAGAAGGAAGUCCAAACAUCUCAUCUACCUUCGCAUGUCAAACAUGCUUUCUACAGGUUAAAGAAAUUAUAUUUCCGACAUUCCAUGAAGUUCCUGCACCAGUUGUUUGUGAGGGAGAAGCUCCAUACAUCAUGGUCGGAUGUUGUUGUUCCGUUAGCCAAGCAAAUAUGUGAUACUGUUACACCUAACGCUGAAGUUAACAUGGAGAUAUGUCACUAUGUGCAUGUUAAGAAGUUACUCGACAAUGAACCCCAGGACUCCCGGUUAUUAUGGGGUGUCGUAUUCUCGCAUAAUGUUGUUCAUAAUAAGAUGAUGAAUCGAAUAGACAACCCAACGAUCAUGUUGCUUGCCACCCCACUUGAAUAUCAACGCGUUCAAUAUAAACUGUCAUCUCUUGACCCUAUCGUCCAACAGGAGCCAGAGUUCCUCAAACAUCUCAUUUCUAGAAUUGUGUCGCGGAAACCCGACAUUGUGAUGUCACAAUGCUCAGUGUCGCAUGAAGGGAGGAGGUUGUUGCUUGACGCUGGCAUCACCUUGAUCAUCAAUGUCAAGCAGCCGGUAAUGGAGCGAUUAUCGCGUUGCACGAACGCCGACGUAGCUUACUCCAUCGAUCAAUUAAAGACCGUACGCUUGGGUAGUUGCGGUCGGUUUCGUGCCAGCCAACAUUACAAUGGACGUAGAAAGGUGGUUUGUAGUGAUGGGGUGAUGGAGGACGGUGAAUCAUCCACGAACGCAUACAAAACCCUCAUCUAUGUUGAUGGUUGCGACCCCACCAAAGGUUGCUCCGUUAUAUUAAGGGACCUUCCUCACUAUCUACGAAGACAGGACACGGAUCAUGUGAUACAAGAUCGAUUAUCGAGGGUGAAGAGGGUUUUGCUCUUCCUAAUAAGGAUCAUGUAUCAUGGGAAGUUGGAGAUCUCGUACUUACUCGAUCAACAAGACGUGGCAUCUUCCUUCCCUUCAUCUAGGAAGAAAAAAAGAUGUCGAAGAUCCAAACCCACGGUGGCGCCACCUCCAAUCAAGGGGUUUUCAAGCGAAACCUCUGAAUCAGAAGUCCAUUCAGCUGAGGAGUCGGUCGUGGCAUCGGGCGGCUUCGUGUCCAGUGUGUCCGACGACAACACCAUCACCCCUGACUUCCUGUCAGCUAACGAUCGAACCCCCGAUAGUUGCCCCGACAGCCCCCUGUUCAACGCAGCACACAAGGGGGCGACGUUCACCCUUCCCAAUGUUGACAAACCCAACAUAGAAGUUUCAACGGAGUUGGAGCAAAGUAAACAUGGGAAGGUUUUGGAGGAAAAAUCAAAAGUUUUUCAAGAUUUCUUGAAAACCUCGUUGCUAAGCACCUCCCCUCUCAUCCAACCAGUGGUCCCGUUCCUCCUCACCAACAAAGGACCGUCUUCACCACUGAGGAAAUAUUUACCCGAGCGAUUGUUUUGGUCCGAUUCCUUUUGUUCGAACCCAGAGUCAGUGAAACAUGAAUGGGUUGGGAAGAUACGGCAUCGUACGCAAAGCAACGAUCGAAUUUACACCGAUGUUGAAAAUGAAACCGUGUCGUUACGCAGCAGAUCCGGCACAAGCGAUACCUUUGCUCCAGAGAACAUGUGGAGGACGCCACUCCAUCAAAGAUCAUCUGAAGAUCAUAUUUCUAAUUAUAAUGAGAUGAUUCUUAGUGUAGAGGUAGAAGCGGGGAGCUCUGUUAAGCAAUGGCAGGGAGUAAAACACGACAGAAUGACCAGCCAUGUUCGAAUGCCAUCGCAAGUUUCAACAAGAGGUUUGUUCUCCAAAGAUGAUCUCAUGGAAUGGGAGAGAAUGAUCAUGAGUGACAUCCUCCAACCAUCUUCCCCAACUCAACAUCCAGUGAUCUUGGGAGCAACAUCCGGACCUUCAACAUCCGGACCUUCAACAUUCGGACACGCAACAUCCGAACACGCAACAUCCGGACGCGCAACAUCCGGACGCGCAACAUCCAAACACGCAACAUCCGGACACGCAACAUCUGGACACGCAACAUCCGGACACGCAACAUCCGAACACGCAACAUCCGGACACGCAACAUCCGAACACGCAACAUCAGGACACGCAACAUCUGGACACAAAGAGGAGAUGACUUGGAAGAGGAACAAACACAUCUUCCUCACUUCAUCUUUAUCGAAACCCGCAUCUUCAACUCAGAUGAAAGAUCUUCUCGCAAGUUUUAGAGCUCGAGGAUCAAACCUCACCCCCGCUACUCGUACCACCCCAUCAUCAUGGGGUCACCCUCUCCUCCCCCCACCCCCAUCACCCCCCACCCCACCAGAAGACCUCACAGAACCCACCCUACCCCCACUUGAUUGUCUCGAACCGCACAACCACCAACAUAUAUUUGUCCUAUUCAGCAGUUACAGCCUGCAAUCCCCGAACGCCCCAUACCCGUGCGUUAUCCCGUGGGCUGUCGACAUCGAUUAUUACCACGGUAAUGACAUCACAAUAGGGGGGUUUCUAGAACGUUAUUGUUUCCGCCCCAGCUACCAUUGUCCCUCACCCACGUGCAAACGGCCGAUGGUAGAACAUGUUAGAAGUUUUGUCCAUGGAAACACUGCAAUGAACAUUGUGUUGAAGGAAUUAUCGAAACCAAUCCCCGUCCCCCAUAUCUUAUCAUGGUGCUGGGAUCCUACAACCAAAACAUCAACAGACAUUCGUCCGUUAUCCGAGGAUGGUUGGUCGAUGUCGUUCGCCAAGUUCCUCGAACUACGACUCCAAACUCAUCCAACCGUGAAGCAAGAUGGGGAAGUCCCAGCGUUCGGGGCUUUCCAAUAUUUCUUGUUCAAAGAUAUUGUAGCUGCAUUUAAAUGUUACCAUGUACAAGUACAUGACGUAGCACUUCCAUCAUCCAAGAUGGCGUUCAAUGAAUCAACCACAUGGUUGGUCAGUGGUGGAAUUAAAGUUGAUUCAUUCUAUGAAACUUGUGUUCUUAAAAUGAAUGAAUUAUCCAAGGUCGGCUACGAAGCGAUGGAUUCGAUCCAAGAUAUGAUCCUUGAUGCGAAGUCGAGCAACCCGUACGACCUUCUGGAUGUUGGUGACGUUGGAUUUGAUGUUGGGACUCUUCAACAAACCAGAGGAAACCAUUUUGAUGAGUUGUUGUCGAUGUAUCAAGAUGAAAGGUGCCAUCUUAGAGACACGGCCGAUAACAUUCAUCUUACGCUGCUUUCUAUAAAGAAAAGUCACUUGAGAGAAGGCAAUGAAGGGGAUUCCCCACUGCAUCUCAAUCAUCCAACAAUGAGCACAGAGGAGAGUGUGAUAGUUAUGCGACCAUGUGAAAAGGAAAACUUAUCCAGCAGUUUGUUAAAGUUGGCUUGCUUGGUUGACAAGUUAGUUCUUACUUGGAAUAAUAGGAUCAGUAAAGUGUUUCAACAGGAUAAAAACUCCCGUCGUGGCAGCAAGUCCGUCCCAUCUUACCCCAACCCACCCCUACCCCUCGAUGCAGUGUUGACCAGUGAAAACUUGAAACCAAAGCGAUCACCAGUGUUGCCUUCGUUGUUUGAAACAACUGAAGCGGAACCAGAGGUUGACGUGGUGACUUCGAAACACGAAGCAAGGAGAAAAGUUAAUUACACCAAACCUGUGCAACUGAUGCAUGAAGAUUCUGCUGACAGCAUUGGUUCCAGUUAUGAUGACUCAGCAUUAUUCUCAGAGAAAUCUCCGCUUACAAGUUCGCAGUCGGUGCCACGAGGUGUGGAGUCGGUGCCACGGGGUGUGGAGUCGGUGCCACGGGGUGUGGAGUCGGCACCGAAAAGUGUGGAGCGACAAUCAUCAGUGAAAAGAUUCUCAAAGACGGCCUCAUCGAUAAGCAUGCGAUCCAUCCUCACCCACCUACGAACCACAACCCCAAUAAACAUGGUGGAACCCCCUUUCCCACCAGACGAACAUUACUUGCUGCCCGACACCCUCAACCUGGGACAUGUGGUUCGAGACACUGAGCCAAGCUCAAUCAUCGCUUAUAGUUUGGCAACAUCACUCUAUCAAAAGUAUGUUUCGCCUAAUGGACAAGUGAUGCCCAAUCCAGUGAUGCCAGAUCCAGUGUUGCCAGAUCCAGUGAUGCCAGAUUCAGUGAUGCCAGAUUCAGUGAUGCCAGAUUCAGUGAUGCCAGAUCCAGUGAUGCCAGAUCCAGUGAUGCCAGAUCCAGUGAUGCCGUCUCCAGUGUUGCCAGAUGCAGCGUUGCCAGAUCCAGUGAUGCCAGAUCCAGCGAUGCCAGAUUCAGUGAUGCCAAAUCUAGUGAUGCCAGAUCCAGUGAUGCCAGAUCGUGUUAUGCCAAAUCCAGUGUUGCCAGCUCCAGUGAUGCCAAAUCAAAACAGUCCAAAAGAAGUUUUGAUGUUUGGCAAUCCCGAUCUAGAGCCGUCUUCACCCAACCAAUCCACUGUCACAUCCACCACUGCAUCACCCAUCCACAUAGCCAAUAUAUCACCCACCCAAGCACCCACCCAACCGCCACACAACCCACCAGAACACCUGGAGAUUCAGUUCAGUGAUUCAACCACCAAGUUUUAUUGCAAAAUAUAUUUUGCUUCAAAGUUUAAGGAUCUUCGUGAAAAGUUUCUUGACAUCCCUGAGUCAACUUACAUCACCUCGUUAUCUCGAUGUGUAAGAUGGGACGCACGUGGGGGCAAGUCGGGACUAUCCUUCCAUAAAACCCUCGAUGAUCGGUUGGUGUUGAAACAAAUGUCCAAGUUCGAACUUCAAUCGUUCCUCGAUGUCGCGCCAAGUUACCUCGACCAUGUGUCCGAUGCCAUCAGGGAAAAUACACCGACUGCAUUAUCCAAGAUUCUUGGCGUGUAUCGAGUUUCGUUUCGUAACAUGACGACAAACAGAUCGUUCAAACAAGAUCUGCUCAUCAUGGAAAACUUAUUUUAUAAAAGAAACAUUCAACAGGUAUUUGACCUGAAAGGUUCGGUUCGUAACCGGCACGUCAAAACUGGCAACGACCCAGGAGUUUCCACGAGCGGGGGAACCACGGCAACCAACAAUCCAAUGGGAGGCGACAACUCGUUUACGAAUCAAAACGAUUUGGUUUUAUUGGACGAGAAUCUACUUAGUAUAAUGAAAGAUCACCCGUUGUACGUUCAUCAACAUACUAAGGUGAUAAUAAAGAAAGCUUUACACCACGAUUCAUCUUUUCUUGCUCGACAUCUGAUCAUCGAUUACUCGUUGUUGGUCGGUAUCGACGAUGAGAAGAAGGAAAUUGUUGUCGGGAUAAUAGAUUACAUGCGAACGUUCACCUGGGACAAGAAGUUGGAGAUGGUCGUGAAGUCGUACGGGAUGAUCGGGAGACAGGGCACGAGGUCGAUGCCAACCGUGGUGUCGCCCGAGUUGUAUAAAACAAGGUUCUGUGACGCGAUGGAACGAUAUUUUCAAGUUGUGCCCGAUCGCUGGUAUGGGCUGCAAGCGUAUGAAGUCAAGUAAAACAUUGGGUUGGUUUUAUGAUAAUUUCAGGUUUGACGCCUAUGCGUGAAUACGUGUGUGUUAUGGCCAGGGAGUUAAAUCGAUGUUAAAAUAUUUUGUGCAGGAGAAUUUCGUCCAUAGGCCUUUAUUAUUAGAUUAUAAACUGACAUUUAUUUAAAGUAACAUUGUGUUGUUGUAUCUUCAUGUAUAAGCUAAUGUGCAAUCAAAUGUUUAGCUCUGGUUUGGUGCUGCUAUUUAUUAUCUAAGUAGAAACAUUGAGGAAUAUUUAUACAAGCCAUGGUUGCCUUAUGUUUAACAGGUAAUAUUCAUGUUGUUGCUAAGUGUAAGUGUUGCUGUUAAGAGAUGUUUUAUAUUCUAGUUUAAUUAUUGUGC
Messenger RNA from Ciona intestinalis (vase tunicate), 7896 nucleotides. The record is from RefSeq and is a predicted model, not a curated record. NCBI's taxonomy places the organism in Eukaryota, Metazoa, Chordata, Ascidiacea, Phlebobranchia, Cionidae.